AUGAAACAAGAAGCGUUGACGGCCGUGACCUCAAUGCUCAAGACAAAAACCAGGUGUCAGUUAGGCCCAUGGACACCUUCCAAUCCCCGUCCGCAGUGUUUGUCCUGUUCGUCGGUGGACUGGCGGGGUGGCACGCUCGGGCAGCGCUGGAAAAAGGACGAAGCGUCCUCGGUUUGCCACUGUGCCUGUCACUGCAGCUGUGAGUUGGGAGGUUCGGCGAUCUGGACAUUCUUGUUGGGCGUGAGCGUGAUCAUUCUAGUUGUGUUGGCUGCCGGCUUUCUUCGUUUUGAGAAGGGAUUAGGUUGGGGGCACUCUUCAUCUCCUAGUUCACCACAAAAAGGCACGAAGGGUGUCUUUGGCACCACCGGCAAGUUGAGCUUGGUGGAUUAG
Durusdinium trenchii is the source of this 390-nucleotide messenger RNA. Lineage: Eukaryota; Dinophyceae; Suessiales; Symbiodiniaceae. The record is from the annotation of a GenBank genome assembly.